Molecule: messenger RNA, 3456 nt
Organism: Anthostomella pinea
Lineage: Eukaryota; Fungi; Ascomycota; Sordariomycetes; Xylariales; Xylariaceae
Source: the annotation of a GenBank genome assembly
AUGCUUCAACAUUUGCGCUUCCACAGACGGGGGCCGUCCAAUCCCACCUCUCCCAUACCCGAGAACAGCCCCUGGGAUGCCGCCUCGCUCCAGCCCGCCCAGCUAGUUCCCGACGAUGGCGUACCAACUCCAGAGAUACGCCCGCGAGACUCGACCUGCGUUUCCUUUGCGCGUGCCCACAGCCAGCCCCCUGAGCCGAACUCCCGACAGCAGCAGCACCAUCAUCAGCAGCAGCAAUACCAGCAUGCUCCAAGUCUACCUCCCAUCGCCAGGGUUGUGUCUGCAGAUUCAGAACAACCCAUAGAUCCUAGAGACUCUGAGCCGAAGCCGAGCGACGAAGCGAAACCCUUGCCUCGAUCUCCUUAUAACGCACAGUCUGGCUUCAUCGGUGGGUUGGCACUGCAGAAUUAUCGCCGCGAGCAGAUUGCCAUGAAACCAGUCUCGUCAGAUCGGACCAGCGUGAACAAGCCAGAUAAUCAAGAGUUUCGGUCGAAUUCCUCCAUGCCCAGUCCCCCGACUAGGCCUUCGCCGCCCGUAAGACCGGGCCAUGCUGCGUCUUCCUUCGUGAGCCCGAUCGACCUUCAUCAUGCGCCUGUUACGGGGAAGCGCCCUCCAGGUGCCAGGUUGACGUCAGACCCUGAAGGGCUCUCAAGCCCUCCCGGGAACCAUGAUCCUCCAGCUCCACGAGGGAGGAAAAGUUUACCUUUCUUGAGAAACUCCAUGUCUACGUUGCUGUUACGGAGGAAGACGAGCCAAAACAUACCCGAACUGACCUUGCCCCUCCGGAAUCCACCAGACGUGGCCCCGUAUGAUCCUCGUAUCAGGGGAACGCGUGUACAUGACUUCAGUGCCCCAAGGCCGAGAAGAGUCUUUUCCAGCAACGAUCCGGCAAGUCUAGGGGGUGACAAGGCCUCCCAAGAUAACGUCUCUCCUGUCCCGGACAGCAGCCUGACGCCUGUCAUAGAGGCGCCUCCGAUUCCGCCGAAAAACGAACAUGCUAAUUCAGUUCGAACGUCGUCGACAUCUUCAAAAACAGUCUCAUGCGACAAUAUAUUUGGGCAGAAGUCGCAGGACGUCACGAGAGCCGAAUCAAGUAUUCUGGGAAAGGGCACACCGGAUGGCCAGAGGCCGAAAAGCUCCAUACCGCCGUCGCUGGCAUCCUUGUCGCGCAAUGUGUCGGAAGCGUCAAACAGAGAUAUCCUCUCGUCUUUACCUAAGCACAUGAAGAGCACAUCAUCGAGAUUCAGUUUCGAUAUGAUUGGAGCAGCCAAGCAAGAGAAAUUGCUCGAGGAGAGGCAUAGACAGCGACAGCAAGAUAAGAAGGCGGAGGAACCGACUGGCCAUCGGGACUCACGCUUCGAUGAUUUCGACGAUGACGGUUUUGAUUAUGAUGCGAUGGAAUAUGAUGAUGGGCUGGAAGAACGAAUACCAGGUGUCAACGCUGAUCUGGACGACGAAGAGAACAUUGGAACAGUCGACGAUCCAGACAACGACCAAGAAAACUUCGCAGGGUUUGUGUUCCAGAGAUCUGGCCCAACGUCUUCCUUGGCAAGUCCUCUUAGUGCUGGCAUCUUACCAACACCAAGAGAUGUCGAUGGCAAUGUCAUUGGUUAUGCAAUGACCGGAGGGACGCCGGAGCUUGAUCGACAAUCACUGAGCUCCUUGGAAGACCUAAGCGAACACUUUUCGGUAAAGCUGCCAGAACAAGAUGCUCCGACUGGCCUCGGAAUUCAAGGGCUCGAAGUGCCGUUUGAUGACAUCGAGACAUCCGCAUCUGACGAGCCAAAACCGCAAGUCGAUGUCCCAAGACCUGUGGACAAAAACGACGAACUCUACUUCAAUGACGGUUUGAUUCACGACUUUGACGGUGAGGGGGAUGGCUCCGCCUUUGACGAGUCGAUCUUUGACCUAGAGGACACCGAUCGAUACGGACGGCCAAUUCCGGGGAUGUUUGCCAAUGCCUUGUCGCAGCGGACCGCAGUUGAGGAGGAAAAGAAACGUGAUUCUGACGUGACUUCCAGACUGUCAGCACAUUCUGGCUCAUCACAAUCCACUGCUCACACGUCGGUCAGUGUUGAGGCCCGGUCUGGGCCGGCCGAGUCCCCUAGGCCACAGGACGUGAGCAAUCGAGAUGAUGAGACGGUCCAAGACGACGAAUUACAAGCGCCGAACCAAUCACUACCGGCUGAAGACGAAAACAACAUGGCAGCAUAUCAAGCGGCGUUGGCAGCAGCUGCUCAUCAGGCCGCGGCGUCUGGAAAGUUUCGGAGGGACUCAUCGCCGUCGCCACCACCCCUACCAGCAGAAUUGACAAUAACCUCACCGACAACGUCUGGAUCGUCCCACACUCCUUCAUACCCAGAUAUGAACGAUGAACUUGAUGAUUAUGAACUCGACGAUGGCUUCUCUGCAGGACUAGACGAUUAUGAGCUGGAUGAUGAUGCUAUCAUCGCAGAAGCCAAUGCUAGUGCUUUGGCUAAUGACUCGGAUGGCUGGUAUGGGCAGGAGUUUGGAUUUUAUUCCGCUCCCGCUCCGCAGGUUCAUCACAGCUCGAACGCUCCUCCAGACCUACUCAGUGAGAAGAACCUCUCCCAAUACUCGCACGGCGGCUACUUUGUCCCCAGUGGUGUUAGUCGAACCAUCUCUGGUCGUGUUGUUUCGCGCGAGCCGAACCUCACGCCUAUCACGGAGCGCUCCGAGUACUCCAACAGGAAUUCGCUCAUGAGUUUGGGCAUGCCACCUGGACCGAGCAGCGCUGGGGCACUGCAGAGUCCGGGCUUAGCGCAACUUGCCAUGAUGGCUGAUGACGACAACAUGUCCUUGUCAGCGCUCCUCCGUCUGCGCUCCAGAGCUUGGGGUGGAUCUCAAGCAUCAUUAGUGAGCUCUCGUGAUGCAUCUCCCAAUGACCGAAACGGCGCUUCCAGCCCGUGGGGCCCAGAGGUUGGCGGUGUAGCUUAUACUCAUGGACGGAAGAACUCGGCCUUUUCCAUCUACAGCCAGGACUCUGCAGUCUCUGCUGGAGCUGCAAGUGGCUCCGGGAGUCCUACCUUGACUAUGUCAAUACCGAGCGUGCCGAAUAACUCAAUACCCCCCCUCAACAUUCCCGCAAACUCCAUCUCUAAACAAAUCUCCUCUCCCGUCGCCGUGCCGAUUUUCUCACCCUUGCAACCAUCUUCAGCGUGUCCCCCAGUUUUCGAGGACGAAGAGACGAGCCCGGGCGAUUUCAGGAUGAAGUCGCCGAGACCUUUCUCCGAGAACAUAAGCCCUACUGCGGGUCUGCCAUCUCAGAACCGUCAGGGCAUGGGCCAUCGCCACAGAGGAAGCGCUGACAGCAUCUCGUACACGAAGGAGGAAGACAGCGGCGAGACCCGGUGGAUACUUGAGCGACGUCGAACCGCCGAGUCGGGUGAGAUUGAGAUUCUUGGCCGAGAGGUCGUUGGUAACGGGAGGAUCUAG